Nilaparvata lugens (brown planthopper) is the source of this 2295-nucleotide messenger RNA. RefSeq lists its product as uncharacterized. Lineage: Eukaryota; Metazoa; Arthropoda; Insecta; Hemiptera; Delphacidae. The transcript is spliced from 3 exons. Bases 1794 to 2240 code for a protein of 148 amino acids. The record is from RefSeq and is a predicted model, not a curated record.
CAGGUGCAGGUAGAGUCGACGCCAUAUCCAAAAAUAAAACAACACUUUUAUUCGAAAUUGGUGCUGAUUUAAAGAAAGAAUCAAAAAAUUCUCUAAGAAGUAACAAUAGCAAAAGUAUUAUCAAGAAGAAGAAUUCGGAAGAAUUGAAGAAACAGCAAGACGUUUGUAACGAUAAUAAAAUGUCCAUUUCACCAAGUAUGGAUCACGCUCCACUUUCAACAUGGAUAGAAAACUGGAUUAUGGAUGUUUGUGGAACAUUUAUUGAAGAGAGCAUACAAAAUAAUGACUUAUCCAAGUCUACAUCGAUACAAUAUGGUUCGCUAGAUAGUGAAUCGCAUUCUUUUGAGACGAUUGGCAGUCAAUCAUCGAAUCGAACAUGUAAUGAUGAAAGUGACAAACAAAACACUUGCCCAGUUUUUGAAGAUGUGAGUAGUAGUGUUAGUAGUAGAGAUAGUACAACUUUAGGAAGGGAUAGGAAACUACAUUUAGAUAUGUCUUCAAUAACAUUUGAAGAACUUUGUAAUCGAUUCCAUAGUACUUCGGAGCUUGAUCUGUUGACAGAAAUUAAAAGAAGGGUCACUCAACACGUACGAGGACGUUCUAAAAAAAUGAAACCGGCCAAGUUGCGAUCAGUAGGACUGUGCACUUGCUACGAGAAAGACUUCGGGCUUGAUAACAUUUGUAGCUUGUGUCAAAGAAAUGCCAAGGAAGAUUUGACUUAUAGUGGUUUUGACAAACUGGAGCUCGAACAAGAAAUUCAUAAACUCUUAUAUUUUCCUCUUGAUGAUGAAAGAGUGCAUUUCUUGGACGAUGAAAAGAAAUGUUUUCAAAAUUGUCACAAUUACAUAUCUAGUCACUCUGAAGGAAACAUGGAAAUGCAAAAUGUCAGGAUGGUCUAUAGGAUAGCAUUAUCUGCAUUCACAUGUCUGACCAGACUUAGCAUCAACUAUAAUUAUGUUGCCGAUGGAUCAGGUGAAACCCUUUUCUGCAUUGGUGCAAUCAGAAAAGGUAAAUUGGCAGACUUGGAGAUUUUAUGCACAAACCAUGAUACACCUUCAAAUUCUAAACAGCCUCAUACCUAUUUGACCAAACGUCUCUCUAUUCCAAACUUAGUCUGGAAGAAAUUGAAAUGCCUUUGUCCACAAUUGCGGUUGCAUUUGGUGAUGUGUGAGUAUACAUUCAACCUCAUUUACCGUAGCGUAUGCUAUUCUGGAUGAAAUGGAUUAUAUGAAAUUUAAUUUUUUCUACUCUAAUAUUUUAAAAGUAUUUCAAUAUAGCUGACGAAUCAAGCCCACUCAAUUUGAAGACGAAUAUAAAAAUCACUGAUACUUUCUUCAUAGUUGAAUCACAAUCAAUUUUAUAUAGUUUAUGAGAUUUUAUUCAUAAUACUAUGAAGUGAGACCGAUCAGAUUGAUAACUACUGUACCGACACUCGAUACUUGCACAUUUCAAUGGAACGAAUUCUAUUCUUUGAAUACGAUUUGCGCUAACAAAUAGGCCUAAUAUAAAUCACUCUAUACUUGCAAAUCAGACAUAAUCAAUAACUUUGAUUUUUUUCUUGCGAUUUCUAGAAACUAUAUAUUUGUAAAACUAGUUUUUAGUAAUUGGAUAACUCACAGUAGAAUCUACAAUUGGAAUGAUGGAAGAAAUGGGAGAUAAUGCACCAAAUAAAUGCUAAUAGAAUUAUGAAUAAUUCCAAUUGAACUUGAUGUAUUCAAAUGUUUAUUUAAUUAAUAAAUGUUGCAGUUGGAAUAUCAAAAUAUAACUCAGCUAGUUCAUUCCUGAGUAAAGACAUGCCGCUAACGUCACUGCAUGUUUCAACUGGCAACAAUGUUACACCAGUUAAUUUACUCAAACCUGGAGAAAAGUUAGAACUUUGGAACUUUGAUCAAAUACUGAAAGCCUUAGGGAUGUUUCAUGACUCAUUAGUAUCUCUCACCCUAGAGUUGUGGAACUUUGCCUACAAAACUGAUGACACGCUUGUGAAACUGCUCAUGAAACUGAAACAUGUAGAACGUUUCCGAUAUAGAGGACCAAUCCAAUCUAUGCAAACUAUCGACAGAAUCUGUGAUUACUAUCUUGGAAAGGAAAACCUCAUUGAGCUAAAAAUCUGGAAGAUUCAAGAACCACUAUUCCGACCUGAAGCCGAUUUGGAUGCGAUUAAAUGUAAGGAGAAACAAUAUAAGCCAGAAUUUGUAAACAGAGAAGUGGAUUUCGCCCUCGGUUCUUUUCCACUUUAAUGUUGUUUUAAGAGAGCAUCAAUUCAUAUAAUAAAUAAACUCACAUUUUCAGCUU